CGAGCCGGGUAGGAGACCCGGCGAAGACAGGGUGUGAAACUGACCAGGGGCACCUGACUGGACUAAGUGGGGCCACCUGACGGGGUUGGCCGAGGGCCGGUCGGCUACGCUGCAGGCGGCCGCGGGGGAAACAGGUGAAUCUGACCCCCCACCUCCCCUGCACCCCCAAUAUACACGCAUUCGCCCCAACGGGUCGGCUGCAGCCAUGGACCCAGGCCCCUGCGGCCGCCGUUCCCCCUGUGCCCAGCGCCUGCCCUUCUGUGCCUUGGCGCUGGCCCUGGCAGCUGUUGGCUGUCGCGUAGCCUCCGCCUUCAACCUGGACACCCGAUUCCUGGUGGUGAAGGAGGCCUCGAACCCCGGGAGCCUCUUCGGCUACUCGGUCGCCCUCCACCGGCAGACUGAGCGGCAACAGCGCUACCUGCUUCUUGCCGGUGCCCCCCGGGACCUCGCUAUCCCUGAUGGCUAUACCAACCGGACAGGUGCUGUAUAUUUGUGCCCCCUCAGCUCCCAGACAAAUGACUGUGAACGGAUGGAUAUAGAGGAAAAAAGUGAUCCCAGGCAGCACAUUAUUGAGGACAUGUGGCUUGGGGUGACAGUAGCCAGCCAGGGACCUGCAGGCAGAGUGUUGGUCUGUGCGCAUCGCUACACCAAGGUGCUAUGGUCAGGGUCAGAGGACCAGCGGCGGAUGGUGGGCAAGUGUUACGUUCGGGGAAAUGAUCUACAACUCGACCCCAGAGACGACUGGCAGACCUACCACAAUGAGAUGUGUAACAGCAACACAGACUACCUGGCCACUGGCAUGUGCCAGAUGGGCACCAGCGGGGGCUUCACCCACAACACUGUGUACUUCGGGGCACCUGGUGCCUACAACUGGAGAGGAACCAGCUACAUGAUCCAGCGGAAAGAUUGGGAUUUUUCAGAGCACAGUUAUACUGAAAAAGAGGACCGAGGGCAUCUGUAUAUUGGGUACACAGUACAAGUAGGGAAUGGCAUCUUACAUCCUGAGAGUCUUACGAUUGUGGCUGGUGCUCCCCGCUACCAACACGCAGGCGCUGUCUUCCUCAUGAACCUGGAGGCAGGUGGGGAAAUGGAGCUGAAGCAGGUGUUGGAGGGGAAGCAGGUGGGCGCCUACUUCGGUGGUGCCAUUGCCCUAGCAGACCUUAACAAUGACGGGUGGCAGGAUCUCCUGGUGGGUGCCCCCUAUUACUUUGAGCGGAAGGAGGAGAUAGGCGGUGCAGUCUACAUUUUUAUGAAUCAGGGGGGCAUCUUCCCCCUCCACCCCUCUCGACGCCUCCAUGGCCCAAGUGGCUCAACUUUUGGCUUCUCCGUGGCCAGCAUUGGAGACAUCAACCAGGAUGGCUUCCAGGACAUUGCGGUGGGUGCUCCGUUCGAAGGUUUGGGAAAAGUCUACAUCUACCACAGCAGCUCCUCAGGCAUCAGGGACCAACCUCAGCAGGUGAUUCAUGGGGAUAAACUUGGUACCCCUGGCCUGGCCACCUUUGGCUACUCGCUGAGUGGGCGGCUCGACGUGGAUGAGAAUUCGUACCCCGACCUGCUGGUGGGGAGCCUGGCUGACCGCAUCGUGCUGUUGCGAGCCCGACCAGUUAUCAACAUCCUCAACAAAACUCUGGCUGUGAGACCUACCAUGCUGGAUCCUACCCAUUGUACGCCUACAUCCUGCAUUCAGGUUGAGGUGUGCUUCGCCUAUAACCAAAGUGCAGGGAACCCAAGCUACAGACGAAACAUCACCCUGGCAUAUACCCUGGAGGCAGAUCGAGAUCGGCGCCCACCCCGAGUCCGGUUUGCUAGGAGCCUUUCUUCUACCUACCAUGGAUUAUUUUCCAUGCCCGACACCCACUGCCAGACCCUUGAUCUGCUUCUGGUGGACAAUAUUCGGGACAAACUGCGCCCUAUCUCGAUCUUCAUGAACUACUCCUUACCAGAGAAGCUUCCUAAGCGCCCACGCCUGGGACUCCAUUCCCUGGAUGCCUUUCCUAUCCUUAAUGAGGCCCAGCCCAGAGAGAACCAAACAGAGAUUCAGUUCCAGAAGGAGUGUGGUACUGAUAACAAAUGUGACAGUAACUUACAGCUUCAGGCUGCCUUCUUGUCUGAACAGCUACAGCCCAUGAACAGACUCCAGUAUAGUAGGGAUGUCCGAAAGCUGUUCCUGAACAUCAAUGUAACCAACACGCCCAGCAGGGACCGAGCUGGAGAGGAUGCUCAUGAGGCUUUGCUCACUUUAGUUUUGUCUCCAGCCCUACUCCUCUCUUCUGUCCGCCCUGCUGGGACCUGCCAGGCCACCAACGAGACCAUCCUGUGUGAGCUGGGAAAUCCCUUUAAGAAGAACCAGAAGAUGGAGCUGUUUAUUGCCUUUGAGGUCAUUGGUAUCACCCUACAGACUCGGGACAUUGAGGCUCAGCUGCAGCUUUCCACGUCCAGUCACCAGGAUGACCUAAAACCUGUGACCUUGAUGCUACAGGUGGAUUAUACACUCCAGGCGUCACUUACCAUGGUGAAUCACCGUCUACAGAGCUACUUUGGGGGAACAGUGAUGGGAGAGGCAGGCAUGCAUAAUGUCACUGAUGUGGGUAGCCCAAUCACCUUGGAAUUCCAGGUAGGCCCAGUGGAUGAAGGAUUGGCAGCUUUAGGAACUCUGUUCCUGGGUCUGGAAUGGCCCUAUGAAGUCACUAAUGGCAAGUGGCUUCUGUACCCCACUGAGAUCAUCAUCCAGGGAAAUGGAACCUGGCAUUGCCAGCCUCCUGGGGACCUUAUCAACCCCCUCAACCUUACCGUAAGCAAAUCCUUCCCCUCGCCCCCCCCACCUACCUUUCCUGGGGAUGAAUCUCCUUCCCAGAGACGACGGCGAAGGGAGCUAGAUUCUGGAGAGUCACAUGCUCCUCCUCCCAUCACCCUGGCCACUGCCAAGAAGGCAAAGUCAGAGACUCUAUUGACAUGUACCAAUGGUCAAGCUCGCUGUGUAUGGCUGGAGUGCCCCAUUCCUGAUGUCUCGAUGCCUUCUACUAUGACGGUGCAUGCCCGAGUAUGGAAUAGCACCUUCAUCGAGGAUUACAGUGAUUUUGACAGGGUCAGGGUGGAUGGCAAGGCCACGCUCUUCCUCCGAACCGACAUUCCAACCAUCAAUAUGGAGAACAAGACGACAUGGUUUUCUGUGGACAUCGACUCCGAGCUGACAGAGGAGCUUCCGGCUGAAAUCGAGUUGUGGCUGAUCCUGGUGUCUGUGGGAGCUGGGCUCUUACUGCUGGGGCUUAUCAUCCUCUUACUAUGGAAGUGUGGCUUCUUCAAACGAGCUAGCACUCGGGCCCUGUAUGAAGCCAAAGGGCAAAAGGCGGAGAUGAAGAGCCAGCCUUCUGAGACGGAGAGGCUGACCGAUGACUACUGAGGGGAGACCCAUCCCUCCCCACACACACACCCCGGUGUGACUUCUUCAAACGGACCCAUUAUUACCGGAUCAUGCCAAAGUACCAUGCUGUUCGGAUACGAGAGGAGGAGAGGUACCCACCCC
This is a messenger RNA of Gracilinanus agilis (Agile Gracile Mouse Opossum), 3523 nucleotides long. RefSeq names its product integrin subunit alpha 3 (gene ITGA3). Gene Ontology annotation, biological process: cell-matrix adhesion; leukocyte migration; cell-cell adhesion. NCBI's taxonomy places the organism in Eukaryota, Metazoa, Chordata, Mammalia, Didelphimorphia, Didelphidae. The coding region runs from base 206 to 3400 and encodes 1064 amino acids. Gene Ontology annotation, cellular component: integrin complex; external side of plasma membrane. The transcript has 26 exons. Gene Ontology annotation, molecular function: integrin binding. The record is from RefSeq and is a predicted model, not a curated record.